UGACAUUAAUGUGUGUCAAUUACCAAUAAACAAGUCAUGCUUUGGAAGCCCCUCCUAGUUGUUUUGGUGAUCUUCGUAAUAAAAGAAGGCACAACACUCUCGGAAACGUUUGACAAGAAUAAUGACGAAGAAGCACUGACUGGUGACCAGGACAGUCUUGACUUUGUAAGGCAUAGAGUGAAACGAAGUAUCCUCGGGCCUGAAUUUCAUUAUUUCCGGAUCUAUUAUACAGCAUUGGGACUUCUGAAUGAUUACAAUAGAUUGCUACAUCGCGGAAUAAUACGUGACUGGAGACCAUUGGGAUCAAGUUCGUACCAUGAUGCCAUUUUUGAUUCAACACUGUAUUAUAGGUCGGAAGCAAUGGCAGGUCGAAAUGUCGAUUUACAAGUGGUCAAUAUUGUUUGCAUCAUAAUAUAUCGGCGUCAAGAUGCUAUAGAUCACGGUGGUGGCGAUUGGAGACAUAACCUAACCACUUCCUAUUGGAAAAGUGGAUUGGAACAGAUUCAAGAUGGUCAAAGUCGAUAUCGAGAAGAAGAUUUGAGCUCAAAAGGCUCAAAAAGAGAACAAGUUUUGAGCCAGGGUGGGUUUGAGCUCAAACAGAGAAGCAUCAAAUUGCGAGGGCCGAGGAGACGACACAAUAGGGGCAGAUUGCGAAGGUCGGGGAGACGACACAAUAGGGGAAGAGCAAGACGAAUCCUCCAAAUUUUAUCAAUUUGUCGAGAAUUCGCAUAAAACUGUAACAAGAACACCUUCUGAAUUUCAUAAAUAAAAUUAGUUCUUCAUA
Messenger RNA from Saccostrea echinata, 784 nucleotides. RefSeq lists its product as uncharacterized. The coding region runs from base 37 to 732 and encodes 231 amino acids. The record is from RefSeq and is a predicted model, not a curated record. The transcript has 5 exons. Lineage: Eukaryota; Metazoa; Mollusca; Bivalvia; Ostreida; Ostreidae.